Molecule: messenger RNA, 1926 nt
Organism: Rhodamnia argentea
Lineage: Eukaryota; Viridiplantae; Streptophyta; Magnoliopsida; Myrtales; Myrtaceae
Product: probable transcription factor KAN4
Exons: 6
Coding region: 650-1669 (339 amino acids)
Biological process (GO): regulation of DNA-templated transcription; abaxial cell fate specification
Cellular component (GO): nucleus
Molecular function (GO): transcription cis-regulatory region binding
Source: RefSeq, a predicted model, not a curated record
AUCAAGAAACCACCAUUUAUCACAUCCCUGCCUCACUCCUCUUACUUAUUCAUUAAUUUCUUCUUUUGAAUAUGCCUUUAAAGAUAAGGAAGGAGUUCCUGCUCUCUCUCUCUCUCUCUCUCUCUCUCUCUCUCUCUCUCUCUCUGAGGUCUCUGCACUCACUGCAUCGAUCCUUAAAUGAACUUUCUUUCUCUUUUCACUAGGUUUUGCCUUCAGAAGAGCUUCAUCCCAGAAAAAGAACUCUUGUUACUUUCUCUUUCUUCCUCUCUGCAUUCAUUCAUUUUCUUCAAAUUUCCUUUUCAAUCCCUAGCUGGGGUGCUCUCGAAUCUGUCUCUAUUUCUUGCACUGAUCUCUAUUCAAACCUAGAGAGAGAUCCUACCGAAAAGCCUAUGUUGCUCCAUCCUCCUCCUCCUCAGUCUCUCUUCUUUUUAAACACACCCCAUCCAAAUCAUAAGGCACUCAUGAUCUAAUCACAACCUCCAUCAUUCCAUUGUCAGCCUUUAUAUCUCCAGUUGACACUCUCUCUUUCUCACACUCUUCACUUACCAAUUUCUAGUUUUCUUGGAUUCUCCUGUUUCCUUGUUAGGACUCUCUACCAUCACUGAGCCCUCGUCACAAUUUCCCUUCAAGAUCCCUAACUCUCAACCCCAUGUUUUCUAGAUCAAGACCCCCCAUGACAACCCCACCACCAACUUUCCCUGAUCUUUCCUUGCAAAUCAAUCCUCCAGGUGUUCCAGAUUCCAGGAAGGAGGUCGCGGCUCAUGGCUACGAUGAUUUCACAAGGAAACCGUUUUGUAGUGAAAUGAGCUCGACCACCGAUUCUGGCAGCAGCGGGAGCGAUUUGAGCCAUGAGAACAAUUUCUUGUCACAAGAGAGGAGUUUUGGUCAUGGCCAUGGUGAGCCCACAUUGAGCUUAGGGUUUGCAACGGGUGACGUUGGCCAUUCAACCUUGCAACAACCACCUAGAAGCCUCAGUCACCACCACCAUCCUCACACAUAUGGCCGCGAGUUCAAGCGGAGUGCUCGAGUCGCGAGCAGCGUAAGAAGAAGCAUUAGAGCGCCCAGAAUGAGAUGGACCACGACUCUCCACGCCCAUUUUGUUCAUGCAGUCCAGCUUCUAGGCGGUCAUGAAAGAGCAACCCCAAAAUCUGUACUGGAGUUGAUGAACGUGAAGGAUCUAACCCUAGCCCACGUGAAGAGUCAUUUGCAGAUGUAUAGAACAGUGAAGAGCACUGACAAAGGGUCGUCAGAUCAAGUGCGAACACUAGACAUUGGUACAAGACAUGUAGAUGCAGGAUCAUUAUCUUCUGAGAAACAUGAAGACUGCUACAACUCUAACUCCCUCAAGCCAUUGUCCCAAGCGAGUUUCGAGCAAACGCAAGGAGGUUUGUUGCGGUUGCAAUCAAUGGAGACAAGCGGAACAAGUGAAUCGGAUCACGAAAAUGCUUUGACAUGCGAUUCCCACUUCAAAGCAAAUGACACCAAGGUGGACGAACAGAAGAUUAUUGAUCGACAUAUGCCUGAAGAUGUGAAGGGAAGAUUGCACUCGACCUCCUCGUCGCCACAUGCGGAGGAUGCGUUGGUCAAUCUGGAGUUCACUCUCGGAAGGCCAAGUUGGCAAUUGGACUCCACCGAAUCUUCGCACGGAUUGACCCUUCUCAAGUGUUGAUCCAUCCAUCCAUCAAUCAAAAUUGAUUACCUGCUUUAACUUUAAUUAUGAGGAAAUGGACGAAUGAAUUAUUUGGGCCUGCUAUAUUUCGCGCAUCCAUCAACUUGCUUGGUGAUUUCCUUGAAAUUUUGUCUCGAUUGAUGGGGAAAAAAAGAAGGGGCAGGCAUGACCAAAUGUCACGGACACUCGCUAGUUCCAAAGAAUUUACAAGACAAAGCAUAAACUGAAUUUUCAAGCGACUAUUAAUUAUAACUUUA